UCAACCAUCAGUUCAUUCAUCUUCUCUUCACCAUGUGUACUGGGAAAUGUGCGAAAUUUAUCGGGAUCGCCUUGUACCCGUUGUGUGUCAUUUCCAUCGUCAGCAAUUUGAUCUUGCUCUUUCCUGCAUGGGAUCUUGACGCAAUCCAACAUGUGUCGGAAAAGUUGACGCCAGAAGUUCUGUAUCUAGGGGGAAUUAUAGGAGGCGGGGUACUGGUGCUUAUACCGGCCAUUCACAUCCAGGCCACUGGGCGAGAGGGCUGCUGCAACAACCGCUGCGGGAUGUUCCUGUCCAUCAUCUUUGCUGCUAUUGGCGUUGCUGGAUCCGUGUACGGUUUUGUGGUGUCCGUGCUGGGGAUGGUGCGAGGACCUCAGUGCCUGUACACCGUCGACAACACAACCUUUUGGGGACGCCCUUUUUUCGCAAACCUUUCAGAUCUGAAUGAUGAGAGUUACCUGUUCAACAAGGAUGUUUGGAGCCGCUGUCAGAUCCCCGUGGGUGUGGUGGAGUUUAACAUCAUCCUGUUUUCCAUUGUACUGUCUUCCACCGCCAUCUCUCUGAUCCUGUGCACGAUCCAGGUGCUGAAUGGCCUCUUUGGAUGUCUAUGCGGUACCUGUCGGAAAAAUGAUUAGAUGAUGGACCCUUCCAGUAACCACAACAACUUAUACCCCCGCCCUCCCAUUCCCGCUUAUGUCAGAGGCUGGAUCCUUUGACAACCCAAGCCCGAUUGGUUGGAGCUAUCUGCCUGGCCAGAACCCCGGUGUGUCAGAAUGAAGGGACCCGCCUAACCCAGACUGACUCCUCUUGCACUAUGUACUGUUUUCCGAUGUGCAUAUAUACAGUAUAUAUAUAUAUAUAUAUCAGUCAUGUUAUUUUUAUUUUU
Molecule: messenger RNA, 883 nt
Organism: Bufo bufo (common toad)
Lineage: Eukaryota; Metazoa; Chordata; Amphibia; Anura; Bufonidae
Product: transmembrane 4 L6 family member 4-like
Exons: 5
Coding region: 33-632 (199 amino acids)
Cellular component (GO): membrane
Source: RefSeq, a predicted model, not a curated record